AUGUCUGAUGCUGUCCUUGGGUUAGCACACGUCAUCGCCAAUAUUUCAUGUAACCACCGUACCUAUUUACCACCCAAUUUGCAAGUGCUGCAAUUCGCCAAGAGGCAUGAUUGGAUCGUGCUCGGGGUCGAGUUUCUGUCCGAACACCACCCAACGCAAUCGCCCAGUAACGCAGCUCCACCUGGUUGGCACUUUGCAAAGACGGCUGGCAGCAUUGCUGCAAGGACCAAGAUUCGGUCCAGAUUAAAGUUUUCUGUUUUUCGCAGAAUGAAUGGCGGCUUCUCUGAUGCUUGUGGGACGGAACCAACAGGGCGUCAAUUCCCUUAA
Bipolaris oryzae ATCC 44560 is the source of this 327-nucleotide messenger RNA. RefSeq lists its product as uncharacterized. The record is from RefSeq and is a predicted model, not a curated record. The transcript has 3 exons. Lineage: Eukaryota; Fungi; Ascomycota; Dothideomycetes; Pleosporales; Pleosporaceae. The coding region runs from base 1 to 327 and encodes 108 amino acids.